AUGCCUUCUUUUGACCAGUCGAAAGCUUACGCCGAGCAAGAAGAAGUCUUCUUCGACGAUGGCCGCGAGAUCGAACUCUUGCAUUUCAUCUACAAUCUGCCCGACCUGGAGGAGAUCCGCGGCUCGCCGCAGAGAGUCUUGGAGGCGAUUGAUCGGUUCGGGAGAACGAAGAAGUACCUGAUGAAUGUCGGGGAGGACAAGGGGAGGAUUGUCACGGGGUUGAUCGCGGAGAGGAAACCGGAAGUCAUGGUACGAAAUAUACAUUCCACUUCACUCCCAAACGUCUUGAAAAAAACAAUUCUCCUAAUAUUCUUCUUAUUAUUUUACAGGUCGAACUCGGCGGCUACAUCGGCUACUCGGCCAUCCUCUUCGGCGACGCGCUCCGCCGCGCCGGCGGCACGAGAUACUACACCCUCGAGCGCAACCCGGAAUUCGGCGCCGUCAUCGCCGCCCUCGUCGCCCUCGCCGGCCUCGCGGACACGGUGCACGUGGAAAUCGGCUCCUCGGACGCCUCCCUGCAACGCCUGCACCACACCCACCGACUGCCCACCGGCAAAAUCGACCUCGUCUUCCUCGACCACUACAAACCCGCCUACACCACGGACCUGAAACUCUGCGAGGAACUCGGGCUCGUGCGCGAGGGCUCCUGGCUGGCGGCGGAUAACGUCAUCAAGCCCGGGAAUCCGCCCUACCUGGCGUACGUGCGCAGUUCGGUGGCGGAGAAGCGGGAGAGGUACGCCGCGGCGGGGGAGGGGGAGGAGGAUGUGGAGGGCGCGUUCCAGGCGAGACAGACGAAGCAGUAUGCGAAACGCGUGGCACGGGAGGCUCUGGGGAGGAGUCGGGGGAAUCCGAAUCUGGUUUAUGAGAGUCGCUUGGUGGAGAGUUUUGAGCCGACGGGGGAGCCGGUGAGUUUUGUUUUUUUCUCUCCUUCUUCUUUCUCUUUUCUUUUCCCUUCGUUGAAUUCGGAGAGUAGUCGCGUGAAUGAAGGAUGUGGCUAAUUUCCGAUUGAUUGAUAACAGGACGGAAUCGAAAUCACAAAGUGUGUGGGCGAGGAGAAGGAUGGAGCUUGA
Molecule: messenger RNA, 1070 nt
Organism: Lecanosticta acicola
Lineage: Eukaryota; Fungi; Ascomycota; Dothideomycetes; Mycosphaerellales; Mycosphaerellaceae
Source: the annotation of a GenBank genome assembly